This is a messenger RNA of Trichoplusia ni (cabbage looper), 1934 nucleotides long. It is a transcript of the gene Sgf29, whose product is annotated as SAGA-associated factor 29. Lineage: Eukaryota; Metazoa; Arthropoda; Insecta; Lepidoptera; Noctuidae. The transcript has 7 exons. Bases 297 to 1181 code for a protein of 294 amino acids. The record is from RefSeq and is a predicted model, not a curated record. Gene Ontology annotation, cellular component: SAGA complex.
AACAAAUUGACAGAUCACAAAUACCUGUCAAGUGUCAAAGUGAUAUCUGAUAAGGGGGCCUUGGAUUAACGCAGAGGACGGGAUAAUUUGAAAUAAAAUAAACAUAACAAAUUGGAUGUAAGCGAUCUUUAAUCUGAUAAAUAACCAGUAAAAACCUAACAUACUAACUUUCUAAGUUUAUAUAAGACUAAUGGUGUAUUCUAGUUUACUGUACAAAAUAUUCAUUGCUCUGUUUGUGAGUGUGUGCUGGUUCCAUAUAAUAUAUCUUAGCUGGAGGCUGUCGUCAGUGUUUCAAAAUGCCUCUAACAGCUGAUGUUGCAGCUCAGCAAGUCCAGGAAAGGCUGAGAUCCCUACACAGAUUGAUAUAUGACAUUGAAGCAGAGAGAGCUCGCAAUGAACAGUGUAUUGAUUCCAUAUUGAGAGCGGAAAAAGCUGUAGAAUCUCCCUCUUCCAGUGAAGACUCAUCUAGCUCAUCUCAACAGAUGCAACUGAAAAAUUUGUACAAAGCGGGCUUAACAGCAGCUGAGCAAGAAGAGAGUUUACUCAGAAAGGCUCUGUCUCGCAUCUAUGAAAUACGAAGCAUCAAGAACGAAAGAAGGAUACAGGCUCGUUACGCUGGCAACAAGGAGACCAUCGGUUGCGGUGCCCUGAUGAAGAUGUUGCUGAGCGCGGCGCAGACGUUGCCGCUGCACGUCGGCCGCGUCGGGGAGCGCGCGCCGCCGCUGUGCGGGGCCGUGCCGCCGGACCCCGGACAUGUGGCCAAAGCGGGAGACGCCGUGGCCGCGCUCGUCAGAGUCUCGGAGAAGGAAGAGAACUGGAUAUUGGCUGAGGUUGUGAGCUGGCUGCCGGCUCAAGGUAAAUACGAGGUGGACGACAUCGACGAGGAGCAGAAGAACCGCCACGUGCUGAGCAAGCGGCGCGUGGUGCCGCUGCCGCUGAUGCGCGCCGACCCGCGCGUGGACGAGCACGCGCUGUUCCCCAAGGGCGCCGUCGUCAUGGCGCUCUACCCGCAGACCACCUGCUUCUAUAGGGCUGUCGUCAACCGCCUGCCAGCCACCGCCGCUGAUCCUUAUGAAGUUCUGUUUGAGGAUUCGUCGUACGCGGACGGCUACUCGCCGCCGGAGCGCGUGGCGCAGCGCUACGUGAUCGCCAUCAAGGAGGGCAAGGGCCGCGCCACCUGACCCGCGGAGCGCGCCUCGCCCGCCCGCGGACCGCCCGACUCCGCCGACGACCUGCUCUAGGGAAGCCGCACUAGCUUCCUCCCUAGCAAAUGAAUUCCAUUUACUAUCCAAGCUUUUUCGUUUCAUGUAAAUUUUCUGAGUCAUCUAUCCGCCGAGUUAGGUGUUCUGGCCUACUCAUUUUGUACUUCCUGGCUCUAAAUACCUCUAUGUUUGGAUAUAUACAAUUUUCUUCUUAUCAGAUUUUAGUGUAUUUCUCGUACCCAGCAUUUUUUACACUCAACCGGCAUAGGGCGGUGUGGGCAUAGCCUUUCUCUCCAUUAGUGUAAUCAAUCUGCUCCAAUCAUUAGUGCUAAAAGACAAUGCGGCCACAUUUAGUGCUGUUCGAGUGAGUUUGGCGAACUAUUAGUGAUUUGUGUCUUUUAUGAUGUAGGUACUUAUAAUAUAAGCUAAGUUUAAGAAAAUGUGUACUGGAAUGACUACAUACAUAUAAUUAUAAACAGGUUUUUUAGGGUUUUCGCUCAUUGCUAUGUAUUGAAUACUAUAUUGUAGUUUAAAUUUGUACUAUUAAUGUUAUCUACUCCGAUGAUCUCUUUUUUUAAUUUAAUAAAUGACUGCCGUUUGUAGGCGAAAGAAAACGACUUUUCUUUAUCUCUCCUUAUUGUUAUUACAAACAACUUUAUGCACACAAAAUAAGGGCGUUAGAGGGCUUAUUGUAGUAUUUUACUACAGGUAAAUAAAACAUUUCAACUUGAA